Molecule: messenger RNA, 423 nt
Organism: Chaetomium fimeti
Lineage: Eukaryota; Fungi; Ascomycota; Sordariomycetes; Sordariales; Chaetomiaceae
Exons: 2
Coding region: 1-423 (140 amino acids)
Source: RefSeq, a predicted model, not a curated record
AUGGCCACCCCCCAAGACCUCGUGCAAGCCUACCGCAAGCUACUGCGCGCCGGCCUCCGGGCGGUGCAGUUCGCGCAGCCGUCGCGGACGACGCUGACGCGGCAGCUGCGGGCGGGCUUCCGGGACCCGCGCGGCACCUUCGACCUCCAGCGCGUCCGCCACACGGUCUGGUUCCUCAACGCGGCGGCCCAGCAGCGCGGGCUCGAGCACCGCAUCCUCAAGAACCUGUGCCGCGUCCACUGGGAGCGCGAGAACGAGGCGUCGCGCACGCCGUGGCGGGUGAGGGUGCGGAGGAUGGAGAUGGAGGAGCAGGGGAAGGGGAGGAAGGGGAAGGAUGAGGAUGUCAUCAAGGGCACGCAGUACGAGCAUUAUGAACGUACGGUUGCUAUGCUCAAUGAUACCAUGGGGUUGUGUCUGCGAUGA